Messenger RNA from Ceraceosorus guamensis, 1668 nucleotides. Its product is annotated as APH-domain-containing protein. Bases 308 to 1573 code for a protein of 421 amino acids. The transcript is spliced from 7 exons. NCBI's taxonomy places the organism in Eukaryota, Fungi, Basidiomycota, Exobasidiomycetes, Ceraceosorales, Ceraceosoraceae. The record is from RefSeq and is a predicted model, not a curated record.
CGCUGGACCAGCCCGGUUGUGAUCCGGGCCGAUGAGCGCUGCCGAAGUGUAUGGAGCUACAGCACAUACAGCUGUUGCGUACAUGCUUGGACAUCAGCCACCUCCUUGACCUGGCUGGCUCACAAAGUGACUUCUAUUGGAUCAGCUGUGAGCUCCGCAUCCUUCGACUCCACAUCCCUUCGCUCAGAGCACUUUUCACCCUCGCAUUCACCACGACUGGCCUCAUCUCCUUCUUCAACGAGCACACGCAGCUUCACUGAGAGUAUCCUCCUCACCCUCCCCACGACCGAGCACAUCGACAGUGGAAAUGUCUGGCUCCUCUUCAUCUUCGUCGGGGUCGACAAAGAAGGAGGGUCAAAAGUAUGGCGAGAUACGCAACACGAUCGACUUGGAUGUGCUGAAUGACUACCUGAAGAAAAACGUCAAAGGCAUUGCAGCGCCCGUCACCGCCAAGCAAUUCAGCUUUGGGCAGUCCAACCCGACGUACAUCUUGACCGACAGCGACGCUUCGAAAUACGUUUUGCGCAAAAAGCCGCCCGGCACAUUGCUAUCUCCCACUGCUCACGCGGUGGAGCGAGAAUACAGGGUGCUGAAGGCGCUCGGAGAGCACAACGAGAGGCUUCCAGGAGACAAGGGCACCGGUCCGCACGACGAUCAGAGAUUGAAACAUAGGGACGCUGUGCCUGUGCCCAAAGUGUACACGCUCUGCGAAGAUGCUUCCAUCCUCGGCACUCCUUGGUACAUUAUGCAAUUCGUUGAGGGAAGAAUCUUCGAGGACCCCAGGAUGGUCACCAUCCCGAAACAAGAGCGCAUACAGUGCUACGAGUCAGCCUUGAAGACGUUGGCGGCGCUUCACCGCAUCAAACCAGCAGACGUUGGUCUGGAGUCGUACGGCAAGACCCAAGACUUUUACAUGAGGCAGCUGAAAGGCCUGGGCAAAGUGUCUUACAUGCAGUCCAAGGCGAAGGAUAAGGACACUGGCAAAGAGGUCGGCGAAAUUCCUUCCUUCAAGGACAUUACCACUUGGUUUGCCAAGAACAUGGUCGCGGACGAGAACGGGAUCACUCACGGAGACUACAAGAUCGAUAAUCUGAUUUUUCAUCCGACCGAACCACGCGUGAUUGGUGUGCUGGACUGGGAGCUUUCCACGCUCGGACAUCCUCUUUCCGAUCUGGGCAACAUAUUGCAGCCCUUCUCGUUGGAUUGCCCGGACCCAUCCAUCGCCUCUGCCCCACUCGACCAACUACAGAAGUCAGGAAGUGGCAAGAGCGAAGACAUGUUCAUGUCCCUUGGAGGCUUGGACAAGUCUACUUGUCCAGUACCCACAAAGGAACAGAACCUCGAAAUCUAUUGCCAAGCGGUUGAAAGACCAUUCCCUAUUCCCAAUUGGGCAUUCUGCGAAGCAUGGGCUUGGUUCCGCCUUGCUGUCAUCGCACAAGGCAUCGCUGCUCGUGUAGCUCAAAAACAGGCCAGCUCGGCAGAAGCUGUUCGCUACGCCAGCAAAUUUCCUGCAUGUGCGGAGAACGUCAAACUGAUCAUUAGACGAUCCGAAGAGGGCAAAGCCAAGCUGUAAAGCGUCAUUCCUUUCCCCUUUGUGUUCUUUGCUGCGAUUUGUGGUUCUGACGAUUACUUUGUCGAGGCUGGAAUGUCAUGAGGAAUUGCGAACGC